UGUGACGUACAUCCGGCCUCAUAGCCGCAUUUCCGUAGCUGGGUAGAAGUGACAUUGAGGAAGACGAACUCGAGAAGCUUCUCGUCUUUUGUCGACUGGGAGGAAAUUUAUUCUGCAGUUUAUUAGAACGGAGCCGCCCUGAGAAGUUUCGUCUGAUUUAAUAGACUGGGGAGGGAAUUUGGGCUUCAAGGCUCUAUCAUUUAUACCAAGCAAAAUGGAAGAUGAAAUCCGCACUAAGAUUGAAAACUUCAGAACCGCUCCUUUCGAUGCUCGAUUCCCCAAUCAGAAUCAGACCAAACACUGCUACACCAAUUACCUUGAUUAUCAUCGCUGCGUGAAGGCUAAGACCGCCAAAGGACAAGAUUCAUUUGUCUGCGACUGGUACAAGCGUGUUUAUAGGGCAAUGUGCCCCCUGAAAUGGGUGGAAAAAUGGGACGAGCAGAGAGAGUGCGGCACGUUCCCAGGCAAAAUCUAAGCUAUAGACCGGCUUCCGCCGCUCGGUACAGGAGUAUCGCCAAUGCUUGAACGUGUAUCAGUCCAAUGAUUACUGUUUGUAUCUGUCACUGAGUGAAGAGCAAGUGGUAGAAUUCCUUUAUAUGUUAAUAAAACCUUCUGACACUUA
Xenopus tropicalis (tropical clawed frog) is the source of this 622-nucleotide messenger RNA. It is a transcript of the gene cox6b1, whose product is annotated as cytochrome c oxidase subunit VIb polypeptide 1 (ubiquitous). NCBI's taxonomy places the organism in Eukaryota, Metazoa, Chordata, Amphibia, Anura, Pipidae. Gene Ontology annotation, cellular component: mitochondrion; respiratory chain complex IV. Bases 215 to 475 code for a protein of 86 amino acids. The transcript has 5 exons. The record is from RefSeq and is a predicted model, not a curated record.